AUGUUUUAUUGUGGGAGAAAAGUCGUGUGGACAUUGUUUUUGGUGUUGGCGUGCCUCUUGGUUAGAACAAAUGGUAGUAACCACUUGCGCCGGAGGCUCGUGAGGUGCGAAGAACGGGGGGAUAGUAAUCACGGUUCUUCAAGACGGUGCCGGGGUUACUACGCAUGCCCGGCCGAGUGUCCACAAGCUUGCUUUGUGGAUUGUCGUCUUUGCAGGGCUGUUUGUCGAUGCGACAUUCCGGGUGCGGUGUGCCAAGACCCUCGAUUCAUCGGCGGCGACGGGGUGAGCUUCUACUUCCACGGCCGCAAGGGCCACCACUUCUGCCUAGUCUCCGAUGCCCAUCUCCACAUCAACGCCCAUUUCAUUGGCAAAAGAAGCCCCCGUCUCACCCGGGACUUCACUUGGGUCCAAUCCAUCGGCGUCAUGUUCCGCAACCACACCCUCCUCAUCGCCGCCCAAAGGACCCCCACCGCAUGGGACGACGCCCUCGACCGCAUCGCCAUCACCCUCGACGGCACCCCCGCCGACAACUCCACCGCCCUAAUCACCAUCGUCUCCCGCACCACCAACGCCGCGCUCGUCCAAGUGGCCGGGGCCGUCGAGAUCGCGGCGGCGGCGGUCCCCGUGACGGCGGAGGAAUCGAGAGCGCACGGCUACGGCGUGGCGGAUGAUUGCUUGGCGCACUUGGAGCUAGGGUUUAAAUUUUACAAUUUGAGCGAUGCGGUGGAGGGGGUGCUGGGCCAGACUUACAGGACUGGCUACGUCAGCAGGGUUAACGUCAGCGCCGCCAUGCCGGUGAUGGGCGGGGCCCACAAGUUCCGGACGUCCGGGAUUUUCAAGACGGACUGCCGCGUCUCUCGCUUCCGGAAGGCUUAAGGCAGUCUGCCAUGGAUAUAUAUACAUGUAUGGAAUUCACCAAUUAGUCGUGUCGAUCGAAUCA
Molecule: messenger RNA, 940 nt
Organism: Andrographis paniculata
Lineage: Eukaryota; Viridiplantae; Streptophyta; Magnoliopsida; Lamiales; Acanthaceae
Exons: 2
Coding region: 1-876 (291 amino acids)
Source: RefSeq, a predicted model, not a curated record